AUGACUAGUGUCAAUAAUCCCACGCCGCUAUUUGAUCUCUGGCCCGAGGCGAAGGAGAAGAAUACUGGUUUUGACCGGGAAAAUUUUGAAAAUCAAGCUCGCUACUGCGAUAUCUUGUCUAUUAUCAAGCUCCUUUUUUUCAGCACCGGUACCUUUAUGACCAUGCGCCUGGGUGUCGGACUGUUACUCGGCUGUUAUAUCUGCCUGCCUCCAUUCGGACUGAGCUUUGAUUAUCGGCUGGUCCUCAGUCACAGCCUCCUGUUCACAGCAGCGUGGUACAUCCUCCUUCUCCAACCACGUAACUGGUUCACGACUCAAAUUGGGGGAAUUCUGAAGGAUUGGUUGUCAAAUGCCUCUGAACAUGAACCAACAAAAUUCACCGAAAUUGUCUACGCCCCUAACGGCGAUGAUGCGGUUGUUGAGUGA
Messenger RNA from Monascus purpureus, 426 nucleotides. The record is from the annotation of a GenBank genome assembly. NCBI's taxonomy places the organism in Eukaryota, Fungi, Ascomycota, Eurotiomycetes, Eurotiales, Aspergillaceae.